Messenger RNA from Talaromyces atroroseus, 1062 nucleotides. RefSeq lists its product as hypothetical. NCBI's taxonomy places the organism in Eukaryota, Fungi, Ascomycota, Eurotiomycetes, Eurotiales, Trichocomaceae. Bases 1 to 1062 code for a protein of 353 amino acids. The transcript is spliced from 2 exons. The record is from RefSeq and is a predicted model, not a curated record.
AUGCAACUUGGGUCGAUCAAGAGACUGCAAAUAGAGGAUGGAAUCAUGGCGUGCGUGCUGUUAGCAUUUUGUGCGAUGAUCGUGGGCUUGAUCACUGUCGGUCGACUCGGCACCAACGAAAUCCCCUUGGGCACACCCAUAGCAGACAUCGGGCCCCCGUCAAUUGCAGACCGUGUGCUGGGCAGCAAAUGGGUCAUCAUCACGGAGCAGAUGUGGCUGGCGACCGUCUGGGGUUGCAAGGCGUGCUUGAUGCUUUUGUACAACAACAUGACGACCGGGUUGAGCCUGCACCACCGUCUCGUGCAGGUCAUUGGCAUAUUCACGGCGGCCAGCUACUUGCUGAUUGAGAUCUGUUUCUUUGCUGUCUGGUGUCGACCCUUCCAUGACUACUGGGCGAUCCCCGCGACAACGCGCAACUGCUCCGUCUACACCGACCACAUGAUCCUCGUUCUGUCGCUGAAUGUUGCGACUGACUUGUUCAUGAUGAGCAUUCCACUGCCGCUUCUCAUCCAGGCGAGGCUCUCGCUCUGGAAGAAGAUUACGCUAUGUUGCGUCUUCUCGCUGGGCAGUUUUGUUAUUAUCUGCUGCUGUCUGUCCAAGUACUACAGCUUGCAUUUCCCCUACGGUGCCGAAUGGAUCAAGUGGUAUGUGCGUGAAGCCGGCACAGCUACAAUCGUUGCCAACAUACCUCAAACAUGGCCACUGGUGCGCCGCCUGAUGAAUGUCAACUCCUUCUUCUCGACGACGUCCUUCUCUCGUACGCGACGAACUACCAAUGACGACGGCUAUCUCUCCGGUAGCAAUGUCCGGCUGUCGAGACUGCGCGGGGACCGCAUGCACUCGCAGAUGAUGCACAGUGGCAUUGACCGCACCGAUAGCCAGGAACAGAUCAACACAACAGACCCGUUACAGAUCUGGGAACACAAGCAAUUUCAAAUCACGGCGGAGGAAGCCGACGAGGAGGCCAAGUCUGGUGAUCGUAGUCCGACUCUAGAAUAUAAUUCGAUUCCCUUUCCAGAGCGACCACAACCACGUACGACCGCAACUGUUACGAUCGGAUAG